Molecule: messenger RNA, 4390 nt
Organism: Homo sapiens (human)
Lineage: Eukaryota; Metazoa; Chordata; Mammalia; Primates; Hominidae
Gene: SSTR1
Product: somatostatin receptor 1
Exons: 3
Coding region: 713-1888 (391 amino acids)
Biological process (GO): cerebellum development; forebrain development; G protein-coupled receptor signaling pathway, coupled to cyclic nucleotide second messenger
Cellular component (GO): plasma membrane; membrane
Molecular function (GO): G protein-coupled receptor activity; somatostatin receptor activity
Source: RefSeq, marked reviewed
AGCUCACAAAUCAAGCCUCAGAAAGAGCUGACAUCCUAGCUCUUCCCGGAAAAACUCGAAUGUCGCCCUGCCGUUCCUGGGGUUGGUGACAGGUCUGGUCAUCGCACGGCGGCAGCUCCUCACCUGGAUUUAGAAGAGCUGGCGUCCCCGCCCGCCCAAGCCUUUAAACUCUCGUCUGCCAGAACCCGCCAACUCUCCAGGCUUAGGGCCAGUUUCCGCGAUUCUAAGAGUAAUUGCGUGGGCACCUGUGCUGGGGCCAGGCGCAAAGAAGGGAGUUGGUCUGCGCGAAGAUCGUCAACCUGCUAACAGACCGCACAUGCACUUUGCACCGACCAUCUACGUCUCAGUCUGGAGGUUGCGCACUUUGGCUGCUGACGCGCUGGUGGUGCCUAUUAAUCAUUUACCAGUCCAGAGCCGCGCCAGUUAAUGGCUGUGCCGUGCGGUGCUCCCACAUCCUGGCCUCUCCUCUCCACGGUCGCCUGUGCCCGGGCACCCCGGAGCUGCAAACUGCAGAGCCCAGGCAACCGCUGGGCUGUGCGCCCCGCCGGCGCCGGUAGGAGCCGCGCUCCCCGCAGCGGUUGCGCUCUACCCGGAGGCGCUGGGCGGCUGUGGGCUGCAGGCAAGCGGUCGGGUGGGGAGGGAGGGCGCAGGCGGCGGGUGCGCGAGGAGAAAGCCCCAGCCCUGGCAGCCCCACUGGCCCCCCUCAGCUGGGAUGUUCCCCAAUGGCACCGCCUCCUCUCCUUCCUCCUCUCCUAGCCCCAGCCCGGGCAGCUGCGGCGAAGGCGGCGGCAGCAGGGGCCCCGGGGCCGGCGCUGCGGACGGCAUGGAGGAGCCAGGGCGAAAUGCGUCCCAGAACGGGACCUUGAGCGAGGGCCAGGGCAGCGCCAUCCUGAUCUCUUUCAUCUACUCCGUGGUGUGCCUGGUGGGGCUGUGUGGGAACUCUAUGGUCAUCUACGUGAUCCUGCGCUAUGCCAAGAUGAAGACGGCCACCAACAUCUACAUCCUAAAUCUGGCCAUUGCUGAUGAGCUGCUCAUGCUCAGCGUGCCCUUCCUAGUCACCUCCACGUUGUUGCGCCACUGGCCCUUCGGUGCGCUGCUCUGCCGCCUCGUGCUCAGCGUGGACGCGGUCAACAUGUUCACCAGCAUCUACUGUCUGACUGUGCUCAGCGUGGACCGCUACGUGGCCGUGGUGCAUCCCAUCAAGGCGGCCCGCUACCGCCGGCCCACCGUGGCCAAGGUAGUAAACCUGGGCGUGUGGGUGCUAUCGCUGCUCGUCAUCCUGCCCAUCGUGGUCUUCUCUCGCACCGCGGCCAACAGCGACGGCACGGUGGCUUGCAACAUGCUCAUGCCAGAGCCCGCUCAACGCUGGCUGGUGGGCUUCGUGUUGUACACAUUUCUCAUGGGCUUCCUGCUGCCCGUGGGGGCUAUCUGCCUGUGCUACGUGCUCAUCAUUGCUAAGAUGCGCAUGGUGGCCCUCAAGGCCGGCUGGCAGCAGCGCAAGCGCUCGGAGCGCAAGAUCACCUUAAUGGUGAUGAUGGUGGUGAUGGUGUUUGUCAUCUGCUGGAUGCCUUUCUACGUGGUGCAGCUGGUCAACGUGUUUGCUGAGCAGGACGACGCCACGGUGAGUCAGCUGUCGGUCAUCCUCGGCUAUGCCAACAGCUGCGCCAACCCCAUCCUCUAUGGCUUUCUCUCAGACAACUUCAAGCGCUCUUUCCAACGCAUCCUAUGCCUCAGCUGGAUGGACAACGCCGCGGAGGAGCCGGUUGACUAUUACGCCACCGCGCUCAAGAGCCGUGCCUACAGUGUGGAAGACUUCCAACCUGAGAACCUGGAGUCCGGCGGCGUCUUCCGUAAUGGCACCUGCACGUCCCGGAUCACGACGCUCUGAGCCCGGGCCACGCAGGGGCUCUGAGCCCGGGCCACGCAGGGGCCCUGAGCCAAAAGAGGGGGAGAAUGAGAAGGGAAGGCCGGGUGCGAAAGGGACGGUAUCCAGGGCGCCAGGGUGCUGUCGGGAUAACGUGGGGCUAGGACACUGACAGCCUUUGAUGGAGGAACCCAAGAAAGGCGCGCGACAAUGGUAGAAGUGAGAGCUUUGCUUAUAAACUGGGAAGGCUUUCAGGCUACCUUUUUCUGGGUCUCCCACUUUCUGUUCCUUCCUCCACUGCGCUUACUCCUCUGACCCUCCUUCUAUUUUCCCUACCCUGCAACUUCUAUCCUUUCUUCCGCACCGUCCCGCCAGUGCAGAUCACGAACUCAUUAACAACUCAUUCUGAUCCUCAGCCCCUCCAGUCGUUAUUUCUGUUUGUUUAAGCUGAGCCACGGAUACCGCCACGGGUUUCCCUCGGCGUUAGUCCCUAGCCGCGCGGGGCCGCUGUCCAGGUUCUGUCUGGUGCCCCUACUGGAGUCCCGGGAAUGACCGCUCUCCCUUUGCGCAGCCCUACCUUAAGGAAAGUUGGACUUGAGAAAGAUCUAAGCAGCUGGUCUUUUCUCCUACUCUUGGGUGAAGGUGCAUCUUUCCCUGCCCUCCCCUGUCCCCCUCUCGCCGCCCGCCCGCCACCACCACUCUCACUCCACCCAGAGUAGAGCCAGGUGCUUAGUAAAAUAGGUCCCGCGCUUCGAACUCCAGGCUUUCUGGAGUUCCCACCCAAGCCCUCCUUUGGAGCAAAGAAGGAGCUGAGAACAAGCCGAAUGAGGAGUUUUUAUAAGAUUGCGGGGUCGGAGUGUGGGCGCGUAAUAGGAAUCACCCUCCUACUGCGCGUUUUCAAAGACCAAGCGCUGGGCGCUCCCGGGCCGCGCGUCUGCGUUAGGCAGGGCAGGGUAGUGCAGGGCACACCUUCCCCGGGGUUCGGGGUUCGGGGUUCGGUUGCAGGGCUGCAGCCCGCCUUGGCUUUCUCCCUCACCCAAGUUUCCGGAGGAGCCGACCUAAAAGUAACAAUAGAUAAGGUUUCCUGCUCCAGUGUAUCUCAAAAGACCGGGCGCCAGGGGCGGGGGACCUAGGGCGACGUCUUCAGAGUCCGCCAGUGUUGGCGGUGUCGCCGCAACCUGCAGGCUCCCGAGUGGGGCCUGCCUGGUCUCUAGAGGGUUGCUGCCUUUCAAGCGGUGCCUAAGAAGUUAUUUUCUUGUUUAACAUAUAUAUUUAUUAAUUUAUUUGUCGUGUUGGAAAAUGUGUCUCUGCUUUCCUUUUCUCUGCUUGCCUAGCCCCAGGUCUUUUCUUUGGGACCCUGGGGGCGGGCAUGGAAGUGGAAGUAGGGGCAAGCUCUUGCCCCACUCCCUGGCCAUCUCAACGCCUCUCCUCAAUGCUGGGCCCUCUUAUCUCAUCCUUUCCUCUAGCUUUUCUAUUUUUGAUUGUGUUGAGUGAAGUUUGGAGAUUUUUCAUACUUUUCUUACUAUAGUCUCUUGUUUGUCUUAUUAGGAUAAUACAUAAAUGAUAAUGUGGGUUAUCCUCCUCUCCAUGCACAGUGGAAAGUCCUGAACUCCUGGCUUUCCAGGAGACAUAUAUAGGGGAACAUCACCCUAUAUAUAAUUUGAGUGUAUAUAUAUUUAUAUAUAUGAUGUGGACAUAUGUAUACUUAUCUUGCUCCAUUGUCAUGAGUCCAUGAGUCUAAGUAUAGCCACUGAUGGUGACAGGUGUGAGUCUGGCUGGAACACUUUCAGUUUCAGGAGUGCAAGCAGCACUCAAACCUGGAGCUGAGGAAUCUAAUUCAGACAGAGACUUUAAUCACUGCUGAAGAUGCCCCUGCUCCCUCUGGGUUCCAGCAGAGGUGAUUCUUACAUAUGAUCCAGUUAACAUCAUCACUUUUUUUGAGGACAUUGAAAGUGAAAUAAUUUGUGUCUGUGUUUAAUAUUACCAACUACAUUGGAAGCCUGAGCAGGGCGAGGACCAAUAAUUUUAAUUAUUUAUAUUUCCUGUAUUGCUUUAGUAUGCUGGCUUGUACAUAGUAGGCACUAAAUACAUGUUUGUUGGUUGAUUGUUUAAGCCAGAGUGUAUUACAACAAUCUGGAGAUACUAAAUCUGGGGUUCUCAGGUUCACUCAUUGACAUGAUAUACAAUGGUUAAAAUCACUAUUGAAAAAUACGUUUUGUGUAUAUUUGCUUCAACAACUUUGUGCUUUCCUGAAAGCAGUAACCAAGAGUUAAGAUAUCCCUAAUGUUUUGCUUAAACUAAUGAACAAAUAUGCUUUGGGUCAUAAAUCAGAAAGUUUAGAUCUGUCCCUUAAUAAAAAUAUAUAUUACUACUCCUUUGGAAAAUAGAUUUUUAAUGGUUAAGAACUGUGAAAUUUACAAAUCAAAAUCUUAAUCAUUAUCCUUCUAAGAGGAUACAAAUUUAGUGCUCUUAACUUGUUACCAUUGUAAUAUUAACUAAAUAAACAGAUGUAUUAUGCUGUUGCAA